Panicum virgatum (switchgrass) is the source of this 1924-nucleotide messenger RNA. RefSeq names its product serine/threonine-protein kinase STY8-like. Bases 106 to 816 code for a protein of 236 amino acids. The record is from RefSeq and is a predicted model, not a curated record. The transcript is spliced from 7 exons. NCBI's taxonomy places the organism in Eukaryota, Viridiplantae, Streptophyta, Magnoliopsida, Poales, Poaceae. Gene Ontology annotation, molecular function: [protein-PII] uridylyltransferase activity.
GCCCGCCCAUUUCGCCGUCGCCAUCGGACUCUGUCCCUCCGCCGCCGCCGCCGCCGCCGCAUUCUUAAAUCCUAGCCCUUGGUGCCGGACGUCUAGCUCUACACGAUGGAAGACGAUGACAUCGAGGAGAGCUCCUGGCCAUCCGCCGCCACUGCAAACCGAGGAGGCUCAUCGGGCGGUGGGUACACUGACAUCCGGAAGGAGAUCUUGGACCGUCUCAUGGCCAAGGGAAUCGAGGAGGUCGUCUCAGACCCAUCGGCCUUCAGCGAACAGCUCCACUGGCACUUCGAGCGCCUGCCGGCGAGCAAUUAUAUUAGCAGCUACUCCAUCGAUUUGGACGUCGACAAGCCGGAGGACGUGCUGCUGCACUGCAGGAUUCUCGACGAGUGCGCCAACAACCCCGACAAGCGCCCCAUCUUCCAUGUCCGCUUCUUGAAGAGGAGACAAACUGAAUUUAGGGGAUCUGAACCAAAUGAAAGGAUGAUGGAGGACCUGAGUUUGGAGACAAGAAAUGUUGUGGAUGACUCUGAGGACAGUUCUGCGAGGAGGGACAUAGUGAUUCAUGAAAUUAUUGUUUCUUCCAUUGCCAAGCCAAAGCUCCUAGCUGAGUUAUCUGCUUUGCUGUCUGCAGUUGGACUGAACAUUCGUGAAGCUCAUGUUUUCUCAACAACGGAUGGCUUUUGUCUGGGUGCAUUUGUUGUUGAUGGCUGGGGUAUAGAGGAGACGGAUGAUUUGCUACAGAAACUCAAGGAGACAACAGCACGCAGUCAUGCAUCAUUAUCGAACCCAACAAAUUCUGCUAGAGAAGAUUGGUGAUUCGGAUGUUGACAGAAGUUUGCUGUUGCAGAUUAGGGAGACGAUUGCAUCUGGAUCUUCCGGAGACUUGUAAGAACAAAGUAACACUUUGCAACGAGUACUACGAUAUAUGAAGCCAAUUGUCUGGAGCAAUAUCAGCAACUGAACUUCCAGUGUCAAUUUCUUGCCCUUUAUAUGCAUUACCUAUUAAGGAAAUGGUUUGAUAUGGGAACACCCUGAAUAAACAUAAGCCGCUGCAUUUUAAAAAAAUAAUAUUUUGAUUAUAUAUACAUGGUAAGACCUGAAGAUAGUUCAGCAAUGAAGAGGUUGUGUAUGUGCUCUGUCUGCAGAUUCUGAGAAACUUAUCAUGGUAUAUAUGAAUGCCACAAUAAAGUUCCUUAGAGCCGACCAUGUUAAGGGACUCUUCAAAAGUGGAGUUCUUACAAGAAAUAAUGAUCUGAAGUAAGCAUUCAUACUAAAUCAAUGUGGUACAUAAUAACAUACGGAAUCAUUUAAUUCCAAAUUGACAGUGAAGCAUCUCAGAAAGCUGUCAAGCCAAUAAUUCAUAGUUUCAUUCACAGUUGCAAGAGUCUCCAGCAAUUUUUUUGAUCUCAGAAAUUUAAUUUGCUUGUGCAAUCGUCAUUUUUUAAUGUGAAAGUCCUCAUAGGCAUAUCUUGCCCAGGAUGAUGGUCAACUAUCUUAAACUUGUGACAAUCGGAGCAGAUCUCUUUGAGCUGUGAUCGUUUUCUUUGUCUGUAUGGCUAUCUUCCCUUAUUUUUAGUACUGUUUUGCUUGCUCACUGCUCAACUUGUUGCAAGAAUACUGCGGUUGGGUUGCAUGGACAUGUCCUACUCCUAUCACUCUCAUCUUGACCUAUCCAUGUAUCUGCUACUAUGAAAUAGUAACCCUAUGUAAGCACGUGCUGCAUUGCGUGAUAAACAAGUAAGUCUUGCAGCAAGCUCUUCUGUCAGCAAAAAAAAAAAGGGUUCAAAGUCAUUGCUGUGUUGCUAUCAUGAUUCUUAUCAUUUUCAAUAGUGUAGAUUUUCCUUGCCUGAUGUUCGUGAUGAAUGGAAGUGUAGCCUGAGGCAUGGGAACCUUGACUUAUAAAAAUAACCAAUAUUACCGUUCA